AUGCCGGCUAUCGAUGUGGCUAUCGUGACGGGUGCGAGCUCCGGCAUUGGUGCUGCCACGGUUCAGGAGUUGACAAAGGCUGGAUUGGUUACCAUUGGACUGGCCAGAAGAGUGGAACAAGUCGAAGCGUUGAAGGCAAACCUCCCGGUGGAAGCGGUCGCUAGACUACAUGCUUUCAAAUGUGACGUUUCCAAAGAGAAACAUAUUUUAGAAGCAUUUAAAUUUGUUGAGAAUACGUUCGGUGGCGUAGAUAUGCUUGUGAACAAUGCUGGUGUGUACCAAAAAGUUGAUCUGUUUGAAAAUGGGAACACAGCUUCCCUGAGGCAAUCGUUAGAUGUGAAUGUUUUAGGUCUGACAUUAUGCAGUAGAGAAGCAUUUUUUUCAAUGCAGAAAAGGGGCGUGGCAGGUCAUAUCAUUCAUAUCAAUAGUAUUGAAGGGCACUAUGUACCAUGUUAUCCUGGUGCCAACUUAUACCCUGCAAGUAAAUUUGCCGUGACAGCCAUUACUGAGACUAUGCGAAACGAAUUGAGGAAUUCCGGAACGAAAAUAAAAGUAACAAGCAUCAGCCCGGGUUUUGUUACAACACCUAUGGAGGAUCUUUGCGAUGUUUACGCUAAUACCGAAACCAGCACGAUGCCAGUGCUACACCCAGAAGAUAUUGCUCAUGGUAUUCUAUACGCAUUGGGUACUCCACCACAUGUUCAAGUGCAUGAAUUGAUUGGGGAGCCCGUUUGA
Molecule: messenger RNA, 735 nt
Organism: Armigeres subalbatus
Lineage: Eukaryota; Metazoa; Arthropoda; Insecta; Diptera; Culicidae
Product: farnesol dehydrogenase-like
Exons: 2
Coding region: 1-735 (244 amino acids)
Source: RefSeq, a predicted model, not a curated record